UUUCUCCGCCCGCGGCCGAGACGGAAAAGCUGGGGCUCGAAAGGAAUUGUGGGUGGUCUCCUGAGGUGCAUUGUGGGGAGAUUCGUGUAGCGUUGUGUUGUUAUCGGAUCAUCAGUCGUCGUUGUGGUUGAAACACCGCGGACGAAAUGCCAGAACGAGAUAGCGAACCAUUCUCCAAUCCCUUGGCUCCAGAUGGCCACGAUGUGGACGAUCCUCACUCCUUCCACCAAUCAAAACUCACUAAUGAAGACUUCAGGAAACUUCUCAUGACCCCAAGGGCUGCACCUACCUCUGCACCACCCUCUAAGUCACGUCACCAUGAGAUGCCAAGGGAGUACAAUGAGGAUGAAGAUCCAGCUGCACGAAGGAGAAAAAAGAAAAGUUACUAUGCCAAGCUUCGCCAACAAGAAAUUGAGAGAGAGAGAGAACUAGCAGAGAAGUACCGGGACCGUGCCAAAGAACGGCGGGAUGGCGUGAACAAAGAUUAUGAAGAAACGGAACUGAUCAGCACCACGGCUAACUACAGGGCUGUGGGCCCCACUGCUGAGGCGGACAAAUCAGCUGCAGAGAAAAGAAGACAGUUGAUCCAGGAGUCUAAAUUCUUGGGUGGUGACAUGGAACACACCCAUUUGGUGAAAGGCUUGGAUUUUGCUCUGCUUCAAAAGGUACGAGCUGAAAUUGCCAGCAAAGAGAAAGAGGAGGAAGAAAUGAUGGAAAAGCCCCAGAAGGAAACUAAGAAAGAUGAGGAUCCUGAAAAUAAAAUUGAAUUUAAAACACGUUUGGGCCGAAAUGUUUACCGCAUGCUCUUCAAGAGCAAAGCAUAUGAGCGGAAUGAGCUGUUUCUUCCAGGCCGCAUGGCCUAUGUGGUAGACCUAGAUGAUGAGUACGCUGACACAGACAUCCCCACUACUCUUAUCCGCAGCAAAGCUGAUUGCCCCACCAUGGAGGCCCAGACCACACUGACUACAAAUGACAUUGUCAUCAGCAAGCUCACCCAGAUCCUUUCCUACCUGAGGCAGGGUACCCGCAACAAGAAGCUCAAAAAGAAAGAUAAAGGGAAAAUGGAAGAGAAGAAACCCCCGGAAGCUGACAUGAAUAUAUUUGAAGAUAUUGGGGAUUAUGUGCCCUCCACAACCAAGACUCCUCGAGACAAGGAGCGGGAGAGAUACCGGGAACGGGAGCGUGAUCGGGAGAGAGACAGAGACCGUGACAGAGAGCGGGAGCGAGAACGAGACCGAGAGCGGGAGCGGGACCGAGAACGAGAAGAAGAGAAGAAGAGGCACAGCUACUUUGAGAAGCCAAAAGUGGACGAUGAGCCCAUGGAUGUUGACAAAGGACCCGGAUCUGCCAAGGAGUUGAUCAAGUCUAUCAAUGAAAAGUUUGCUGGAUCUGCUGGCUGGGAAGGCACGGAAUCGCUGAAGAAGCCAGAGGACAAGAAGCAGCUGGGAGAUUUCUUUGGCAUGUCCAAUAGCUAUGCUGAGUGCUAUCCAGCCACGAUGGAUGACAUGGCUGUGGACAGUGAUGAGGAGGUGGAUUAUAGCAAAAUGGACCAGGGUAACAAGAAAGGUCCUUUAGGCCGUUGGGACUUUGACACCCAGGAGGAAUAUAGCGAGUAUAUGAACAACAAGGAGGCUUUGCCCAAAGCUGCAUUCCAAUAUGGCAUCAAGAUGUCUGAAGGGCGGAAAACCAGGCGCUUCAAGGAAACCAAUGACAAAGCAGAGCUUGAUCGCCAGUGGAAAAAGAUUAGUGCGAUCAUUGAGAAGAGGAAGAAGAUGGAAGCUGAUGGAGUUGAAGUGAAAAGACCGAAAUACUAAAAUCUCUGGUUCCAAAUCCAAGAAUAAUCUCCACAAGGAUUUACUCCCCACUGCUUGCUUUAUACAAUUCCAAAAAAAAGUUGAAAGAUUUUUUUGUGUGUGAAUGUAUAUAAAUUUCAUUGUAUAAUGUUUUGAUCCCAUUAAAGUUGGUUAACCUGC
Bubalus bubalis (water buffalo) is the source of this 1973-nucleotide messenger RNA. RefSeq names its product IK cytokine (gene IK). Bases 147 to 1814 code for a protein of 555 amino acids. The transcript is spliced from 20 exons. Gene Ontology annotation, cellular component: nucleus. Lineage: Eukaryota; Metazoa; Chordata; Mammalia; Artiodactyla; Bovidae. Gene Ontology annotation, biological process: mRNA splicing, via spliceosome. The record is from RefSeq and is a predicted model, not a curated record.